AUGAGUUUUUGGGACCUUAUAAAGACUCCUAGUCCCAAGGGCAAUUUCGUAAAGCUGUACAAUAAGAGCAACGAUGAGGUGGGCAUUGGAGGCUGGGAGCUGCAGCGUUUGACCAUCGUUCUGUUAAAAUUGAACCGUGCUGCCGUACUUAAGACAGCUGUUGGCACAACAAGGCAGUCAAAAUGCUAUUCACCAAUGGAGAAACAGUGUGAAGAUCACUUCAUUCAGAACGUUCAGAAGGCUCAGGACUCUAGACUGAUUGUUAAGUUACCCUUUUUGGAGCAUACUUCAGCGCUGGGGGAGAGUCGUGACAUUGCCACGAGACGGUUUCUAUCAUUGGAGAAACGAUUGCAAAAGGAUCAGGCAAUAAAACAAGGAUACAUAGAGUUUAUGAAGGAGUAUGAAGCUCGUGGGCAUAUGAAGGAAGUACCUCAUAUACAUCUCCCGAAGUCCCACAACUUUAUACCGCAUCAUUGUGUUCUCAAACCCGAUAUCUUCAACGGUCAACAAGGCGACCAAAAGACGAAUGUCAUUCGGAAUUACAAAAAGGAUUCCGUCGACAGGAAGACUAAACUAGCCUACUACAGAGAACGUUUAUUAACGUUAGAAUCCCUGUGGGAUAAAUUUAACUCCGGAGAUAAUGAAAUAAAUAAUUUCCUCAAAGGAGUCACGCUAGAACACAAUUAUUUUAAUAAUGAACUCUUUAAAAAAAUGAAGCAACUGGUUAAGGAUUAUAAGACAGAAUUCAACAAUAAGUUGUCUCUUUUGGAAGCGGAUGUUACAUGCAUCGCAUCCACAGCAGAGGACAUCGAAAUAGAAUCGAUGUUCAGAGAACAGAGAGUGUUGCUUGACAGCUUAGAGCGCAUCAUGAAUAAAAUGACAGAAGAAACGAAACAAAAUUUCACACUCGUCAUUACACAAUACUGGAAUGAUAUUCAUAUCCAAAUUUUUAAAAAAUUUAAGGACCCGAAGGAACUUGGAUAUGACGACAGCAGAUACAUGGCAGCAGAAGAUGCAGUAUUAAAUGUACAAACCGAAAUGUAUGUGAAAAAGGAGACAAUAAAUAGUUCUCCACCAAGAGCUGUUCAAAAUGCAUUACAUUUUCCAAAGGUAGCCAUACCCAAAUUUGAUGGGGAUUACUUAAAAUAGCAACAGUUGCAUUAUAUUUUCAGAAAAAUAAUUAUCGAAUCAACGUUACCCACUAUACAAAAAAUGUGGUACUUCAAGACUAACGUUAAUGGAGAGGCAGAGAGCCUAAUUCGCCAUUUAUCACUAACGGAGGCAAAUUAUUCAACUGCGUGGAAAACACUUGAAGAACGCUUCAACAAUAAAAGAGUAUUAAGUAAUACCAUAAUUCAAAAAUUAUUGCAUGAUUCAAUGAUAACAAAUGAUUCCAAAACAAUAAAAUCGUGGCAUGAUAAUGUGACAGACAAAUG
Molecule: messenger RNA, 1436 nt
Organism: Drosophila eugracilis
Lineage: Eukaryota; Metazoa; Arthropoda; Insecta; Diptera; Drosophilidae
Exons: 4
Coding region: 1-1149 (382 amino acids)
Source: RefSeq, a predicted model, not a curated record